Drosophila sechellia is the source of this 3739-nucleotide messenger RNA. RefSeq names its product sister chromatid cohesion protein solo. The coding region runs from base 215 to 3733 and encodes 1172 amino acids. The record is from RefSeq and is a predicted model, not a curated record. Gene Ontology annotation, molecular function: RNA helicase activity; ATP binding; nucleic acid binding. The transcript is spliced from 6 exons. NCBI's taxonomy places the organism in Eukaryota, Metazoa, Arthropoda, Insecta, Diptera, Drosophilidae.
ACCACUAGCUCUGGAUUACUUUUAACAGAUCCUUUUCGGUUUUGCGUUGUGCGAGGUGAUCGAGUUCAAAUUUAAACUUAAGCUUAAAGUUGAUACAUAAAGUGAAAACGAAUUAAUUUGCUCUUCAAAAGCACGAAACGUCAAGAAAUUUGAAAGCUAUAGUGCAACUUGCCUGCAAUCCCUUAACCAAAUUUAAAAAAAAAAAAACAUCAACAUGUCUGACUGGGAAGAUGAGGUUGUUGAGCCCUUUGUUGAUACUAACGGCGCCCGCGGUGGAGAUUGGAGCGAUGGUGAGAACAAGGGCAAAAGCUUCAGCGGCGGUGCUCAAGAUGGCGGUGCUGGAGGCGGCGGCGAUGGUGGAGGCGGCGGCUACCAAGGACGAAAUCCAGAUGGGUUCGGAAGGGGGUUCAAAAGGGGCGACGCAGGCAGGGGAGGAGGAGCUGGAGGUUAUCGAGGAGGAAAUCGAGAUGGAGAUGAUGAUGCAGGGGGAUUCCGCGAAGGAGAGGGAGACUUCCGCGGUGGACGUCGCGAAGGAAAAGUCAGCUUCCGCGGUGCAGAAGGCGGCUCCCGCGGUGGACGUCGCGAAGGAGAAGGGGACUUCUGCGGUGGAGCAAGCGGCUUCCGCGGUGGACGUCGCGAAGGAGAAGGCAGCUUCCGCGGUGGACGUCGCGAAGAAAAAGGCGAAGAAAAAGGCAACUUCCGCGGUGAAGAAGGCGGCUUCCACGGUGGACGUCGCGAAGAAGAAGGCGGCUUCCGCGGUGAAGAAGGCGGCUUCCGUGGUGAAGAAGGCGGCUUCCGCGGUGGACGUCGCGAAGAAGAAAGAGGCUUCCGCGGUGAAGAAGGCGGCUUCCGUGGUGGACGUCGCGAAGAAGAAGGCGGCUUCCGCGGUGGAGAAGGCGGCUUCCGCGGUGGAGAAGGCGGCUUCCACGGUGGACGUCGCGAAGAAGAAGGCGGCUCCCGCAGUGGAGAAGGCGGCUUCCGCGGUGGACGUCGCGAAGAAGGCGGCUUCUGCGGUGAAGGUGGCGGCUUCCGAGGUCGGCGGUACGAAAACGAGGAUGCUACGGAACUGCCGCCGAUCCCAUCGAGCUGCGAUAAGGAUGAGGUGGGCGCAUUCAUCGAUCAGCUGGACCUGAGCAAGUACACGACCAGCCUAGCAUUGAUUCGGAAAUUGCGUGACUACUUGCUGACUGCAUUUAAGGCUUUGGUGAACCAAGCAUGGGCUUCUGUCGUGAAAUUAGCUCAAGAAAAGCGUGUCCAAAAGGCACAUCAGAUACGGGAAACAACAGAUAUGAUGAAUCGCCUUAUGGAGGACAUGGGCCGAUUGAUUUGUGAAGGUGAACAUGAGGAAGCGAAUGGGAUUGGACAUUUUCAAAACAUUGGUGCGGAUUGCAGAGCUGAUCUGUCGAAAUGGAGGAAUUUGCAGCAAAUUGUGGUGCCGCAACCUUCGGAGAUCAGAGAUGGACAAACAAACAGGACAAGCGGUACUGAGGACGCUCGAUCAGGAGGUUUAACCAAUGGCGAUGACUUAACCGAAAUACAAAGCGCCGCAUACGCCGUUUAUCAUCAGGUUUUUGAUCGAGGUUACCAAACCGGUCGACGGCUGUAUGAUGAUAAUCAAGGAGCAUUGAGAGGAGAUUCUAUUCCAACAGAAGACCGAGAACACCCAGAAAAUAAUCAAGUGGAUGGAUCAACAUAUGGAGUGACUAGAUUUCUGCACUGGCUAAGUGAAAACUUUGUCACUCGGCAUGAAAUAAGGGCAGUACGUUUUGGCAGUCCGCAAAUGGUUUUUCAAUCGUAUGCCUGGCCAGAGUCUCCAAAGCAGCACAUUUCGACGGUCCAUCAAAGAGGCAUAUUUUAUUCUCAACCCUUAAUUAGGACACGCAUAAAAGCCACUGUUGCGAGCGAGCCAAACAAUUCGAGUAGUGGUCAGCUCAGCAGUAUGGUAAACUUGGCACGACAUCAGCGGUCGCAAAAUCAGGAAACGCCAGAUGGAGUUUACGUUAGUCGCUACAAUGCAACUGGAGAUGAGGAGACUCCCUGCUCCGCAACGGGAGUACCCGGCAGAGUGGUGGCUCUGCGUGCUUCGAGCACCCCAAAUGAACAUAGGAGCGAUCCAGGCUUGUCUUUUAUACCCAAUUUGACUUACGAAGAUGGGACCAUGUCAUCAUUGGCAACAGGCGGCGCUGCAUCGACACCGUUGGCUCCAUCACUGCCAGGAGAGCAUUCAUUGGGGUUAGAAAUGGAUAGCGGCACUGUGGUGCUACCAGCUGAUGUGGAUGAAACCCGUUUAGUCGGACAUCCAGGAUCGACAGUGGUGCGUUCUCGGCUUGGAGGCGCUCCAGCAUCAACCCCUUUACUAUCAUUCCGACCUAGACUGCCGGUCAUUGACGAAGAGCUUCAUCUACGCUUUACCAGGGUGUCACGCGAGCUGCAGAUGAGUAUUGGUUUCCCACCGGAAGAGACUACACUAAGCCAGCAACGUGAGUGGGGCUCGAUUUUUCGACCACGUGAUGAAAUGGUUAACUAUGCCGAAGGUCCACCUCCUCGCCAAACACACACGGCUCGUCGUCGCUUGCGUACACGCAGACGACGUCAUCGUAUCGCUUCAGCAGCCAGUCCGCCACUAACACCGGAACGAAUUGUCCGUCGUGAGGAAGCCUUCCAAAGCAGCCGACAUAUUGCAGCUACUUUUAUGUCCAGCUUGCUACAAAGCGCAGCUGGAGAAGUGGCGACUUCAGGUCUGGCAAUUACCCGUUCAGUGGAAGAUAUAACGACAUCAAUCCAUAUCACCCGAAAUGGACCUCAGGAGGCGGCACCACCGACCACAGAAGCAAUCACCUCCCUAGAAGUUGCCCAGGCAACAAGAUAUUCGGAUUCUGGGGCUUGUAUGCAAUCUGCAGCGUUCUCUCAAGAUCUUCCUGUAGUAGCUCCUUUGGAGUUAUCUGGAAAUGCAUCAAUUGACCAAGCAUCAUUUGAUCAAGCUUUGGCCAUAUUACCUCCCAUAAAUUCGACUCCAAUAGGUCAGCAUCCAAUUGCUGUGUUUGGACCUAAAACCGAAAUUGAAAUGAAACCCCAAAUAAUGAACAUCUCUAAUAUGAUGAAUACUUCGGUUCCACAUAUGCCAAUGGAAGUCGACGAAGUUCCACUGGAGGUAUCAAACACUUUGGCCAAUAUGAGCGAUCACGCUUAUGUGACUGAUAUACAGAUACUACCGUCGUUGCAACUCAAUACUUUUAAUAUUGUUAGCACGAAUAAUACCAAGAAUGCAGUAAAUCUCGCCCCAUCGGCAUCAACAAAUGAUUUGCAAACGCCAAGUGACCGCAGAACAUCAAUGCAAAACCAAUUGUAUCGAGUGUCCAUGAACGAUUUGGCAUAUAUUUCACAACACGCUAAUGUGGUUCGCCUGAUGGUGGAUCGUCAAGAGGAACUAGGGGCCCAGGUUAGCUCCCUGGGGCCUUUUAGGGAAAAUAGACAAGGCUCGUUAAACUUUAGUACUAUGCCCGCUGUUAAAGUCUACGAUCCACGUAUAAUUCAGAACAUUCAGAAGGAUAAGAUGAGAAUAGUUCAUGGGCUCUUCGGUGCUCUUAUCAGGCAGUCCCAGGUUGAUAUGCACAAUGCACCAUUCAUUCGCAAUCGCAAAGAUGCGUUGAUGGCAUAUCGCUUUUUACUUGAGCUUAAGACUGCAAAUAUAAUAAGUCUUAGCUCGGAUGGUAGAUUCUUCGGGCUGCUGUAAUCAAAU